Orycteropus afer afer is the source of this 2466-nucleotide messenger RNA. It is a transcript of the gene MCM6, whose product is annotated as minichromosome maintenance complex component 6. The transcript is spliced from 17 exons. Gene Ontology annotation, cellular component: MCM complex; nucleus. NCBI's taxonomy places the organism in Eukaryota, Metazoa, Chordata, Mammalia, Tubulidentata, Orycteropodidae. Gene Ontology annotation, biological process: double-strand break repair via break-induced replication; mitotic DNA replication; DNA replication initiation. The record is from RefSeq and is a predicted model, not a curated record. Gene Ontology annotation, molecular function: single-stranded 3'-5' DNA helicase activity; ATP binding; single-stranded DNA binding. The coding region runs from base 1 to 2466 and encodes 821 amino acids.
AUGGAUCUUGCAGCGGCAGCGGAGCCGGUCUCUGGCUCCCAACACCUGGAAGUCCGCGAUGAGGUGGCCGAGAAAUGCCAGAAACUAUUUCUGGACUUCCUGGAGGAGUUCCAGAGCGGCGAUGGAGAAAUAAAGUACUUGCAGUUGGCAGAGGAGCUAAUCCGUCCUGAGAGAAACACACUGGUUGUGAGUUUUGUGGAUCUGGAACAAUUUAACCAGCAACUUUCCACCACCAUUCAAGAGGAGUUCUAUAGAGUUUACCCUUACCUUUGUCGGGCCUUGAAAACCUUUGUCAAAGACCGCAAAGAGAUCCCUCUUGCCAAGGACUUUUAUGUUUCAUUUCAAGACUUGCCUACCAGACACAAAAUUCGAGAACUCACUUCAUCCAGAAUUGGUUUGCUCACGCGUAUCAGUGGACAGGUGGUUCGGACUCACCCAGUUCACCCAGAACUAGUCAGUGGAACUUUCCUGUGCUUGGACUGCCAAACAGUGAUCAAAGAUGUAGAACAGCAGUUUAAAUACACACCACCAAACAUCUGCCGAAAUCCGGUUUGUGCCAAUAGGAGAAGAUUCUUGCUGGAUACAAACAAAUCGAGAUUUGUUGAUUUUCAAAAGGUUCGUAUUCAAGAGACUCAAGCUGAACUUCCUCGAGGGAGUAUCCCCCGCAGUUUGGAAGUGAUCCUGAGGGCUGAAGCUGUGGAAUCAGCUCAAGCUGGUGACAAAUGUGACUUUACAGGCACGCUCAUUGUUGUGCCUGAUGUCUCCAAGCUUAGCACACCAGGAGCACGUGCAGAAACUAAUUCCCGUGUCAGCGGUGUGGAUGGUUAUGAAACAGAAGGUGUUCGAGGACUCCGGGCCCUUGGUGUCAGAGACCUUUCUUACAGGCUGGUCUUUCUUGCCUGCAGUGUUGCACCCACCAACCCAAGGUUUGGAGGGAAAGAGCUCAGAGAUGAAGAACAGACAGCUGAGAGCAUUAAGAACCAAAUGACUGUGAAGGAGUGGGAGAAAGUGUUUGAAAUGAGUCAAGAUAAAAAUCUCUACCACAAUCUUUGUACCAGCCUGUUCCCUACUAUACAUGGCAAUGAUGAAGUAAAACGAGGUGUCCUGCUGAUGCUCUUUGGUGGUGUUCCAAAGACAACAGGGGAAGGGACCUCUCUUCGAGGGGACAUAAAUGUUUGCAUUGUUGGUGACCCAAGUACAGCAAAAAGUCAGUUUCUUAAGCACGUGGAAGAGUUCAGCCCCAGAGCUGUCUACACCAGUGGAAAGGCCUCCAGUGCUGCUGGCUUAACAGCAGCUGUUGUGAGAGAUGAAGAAUCUCAUGAGUUUGUCAUUGAGGCUGGAGCUUUGAUGUUGGCUGAUAAUGGUGUGUGUUGUAUUGAUGAAUUUGAUAAGAUGGACAUAAGGGAUCAAGUUGCUAUACAUGAAGCUAUGGAACAACAGACCAUCUCCAUCACUAAAGCGGGAGUAAAGGCUACUCUGAAUGCCAGGACAUCUAUUUUGGCAGCAGCAAACCCAGUCAGUGGACACUAUGACAGGUCAAAAUCGUUGAAACAGAAUAUAAAUUUGUCGGCUCCUAUCAUGUCCCGAUUUGAUCUCUUCUUCAUACUUGUGGAUGAAUGUAAUGAGGUCACAGAUUAUGCUAUUGCCAGGCGAAUAGUCGACUUACAUUCAAGAAUUGAGGAUUCUAUUGAUCGUGUCUAUUCCCUUGAUGAUAUCAGGAGGUAUCUUCUCUUUGCAAGACAGUUUAAACCCAAGAUUUCUAAAGAGUCAGAAGACUUCAUUGUGGAGCAGUAUAAACGUCUCCGCCAGAGAGAUGGUUCUGGUGUAACCAAAUCUUCAUGGAGGAUUACAGUGCGUCAGCUGGAGAGCAUGAUCCGGCUCUCUGAAGCAAUGGCCCGGAUGCACUGCUGUGAUGAGGUCCAACCUAAACAUGUGAAGGAAGCUUUCAGGUUACUGAAUAAAUCAAUCAUCCGUGUGGAAACACCUGAUGUCAAUCUAGAUCAAGAAGAAGAGACCCAGAUGGAGGUAGAUGAGGGCCCAGGUGGCAUCAAUGGCCAUGCUGACAGCCCUGCACCUGUGAAUGGAAUCAAUGGCCACAUUGAUGACAUAAACCAAGAGUCUGUUCCCAAAGCCUCCUUAAGGCUGAAUUUUUCUGAGUACUGCCGAAUCUCUAACCUUAUUGUGCUUCACCUCAGGAAGAUGGAAGAAGAAGAGGAUGAGUCGUCAUUAAAGAGGAGUGAACUUAUUAACUGGUACUUGAAGGAAAUUGAAUCAGAAAUAGACUCUGAAGAGGAACUUAUAAAUAAAAAGAGAAUCAUAGAAAAAGUCAUUCAUCGACUCACACACUAUGAUCAUGUUCUAAUUGAGCUCACCCAAGCUGGAUUGAAAGGCUCUACAGAUGGCGGUGAGAGCUAUGAAGAAGAUCCCUACUUGGUAGUUAAUCCUAACUACUUGCUGGAAGACUGA